This is a messenger RNA of Impatiens glandulifera, 3090 nucleotides long. Its product is annotated as DNA gyrase subunit A, chloroplastic/mitochondrial. The transcript is spliced from 27 exons. The coding region runs from base 95 to 2911 and encodes 938 amino acids. Gene Ontology annotation, cellular component: chromosome; cytoplasm; DNA topoisomerase type II (double strand cut, ATP-hydrolyzing) complex. Gene Ontology annotation, biological process: DNA topological change. Gene Ontology annotation, molecular function: DNA binding; ATP binding; DNA topoisomerase type II (double strand cut, ATP-hydrolyzing) activity. The record is from RefSeq and is a predicted model, not a curated record. NCBI's taxonomy places the organism in Eukaryota, Viridiplantae, Streptophyta, Magnoliopsida, Ericales, Balsaminaceae.
UAUAUCAUCAUCAUCCCUUUCUAAAACCUCUCACUUGACAGGAUAAUACACUACAUUAUUCAAAAGCCACUUUUGAAUUCCUCUCUUCAAUGGCAUGAACAUUUCUUCUCAUUCUUCCAUCAAACACUCAUCAAUGGCUUCAUCCACAGGGUUCCGCCUUUUCCGUUACCACUUCACCCGUUCAGAUGCUUCCACUCCAUUGUAUACACUUCGACAGGGCGUUUCGCAGCUCCGUUUUCUUUCAGCCGCUCCUUCGAGACGAAUUCGUCCGGUGAAGGCCCGGAAGAAGGAGGACACUGCUACUAAGGAGGAAGUAGAUGAAGGGAACGGUAGUAUCAUUCUGAAGGAUGCUCAAAGUGGAAAUGAUGGGAGGAUCAUCCCUACGGAGCUCCAUAAAGAGGCUACGGAAGCAUAUAUGGCGUAUGCAAUGUCGGUAUUGUUAGGUCGAGCCCUACCUGACAUUCGGGAUGGCUUAAAGCCUGUGCAUCGUCGCAUAUUAUUUGCGAUGCAUGAAUUGGGACUUUCCUCACGAAAACCAUACAAGAAAUGUGCUAGAGUUGUUGGAGAGGUUCUUGGUAAGUUUCAUCCACAUGGGGACACUGCUGUUUAUGAUUCUAUGGUCCGAAUGGCUCAGGAUUUCUCCUUACGCAGCCCACUCAUCCAAGGGCAUGGUAACUUUGGUUCCAUUGAUGCAGACCCCCCUGCUGCCAUGCGUUACACAGAGUGCAGGCUGGAACCACUUACCGAGGCGAUGCUGUUGGCUGAUUUGGAUCAAGAUACAGUUGACUUUGUUCCGAAUUUUGACAAUUCACAAAAGGAGCCAUCUCUUCUUCCUGCCAGGCUUCCACAGUUGUUGUUGAAUGGCUCUUCUGGCAUAGCGGUCGGCAUGGCCACCAAUAUACCUCCACAUAAUCUUGGGGAGCUUGUUGAUGCACUUUCUGCAUUAAUUCAUAACCCAGAAGCUACGCUCCAACAACUGAUGGAAUACAUGCCGGCACCCGACUUCCCAACCGGCGGCUCAAUUAUGGGUACUGCAGGCAUCUUGGAGGCUUAUCGAACUGGACGAGGGCGCAUUAUAGUAAGAGGGAAGACCUCUUUUGAAUUGAUUGAUGCCAAGACAAAGCGUAAUGCAAUCAUCAUAGAAGAGAUUCCUUAUCAGACGAACAAAUCUUCUCUUGUUGAGAAGAUUGCCGAGCUUGUGGAAGGCAAGACAAUUGAAGGAAUAAGUGAUAUUCGCGAUGAAAGCGAUAGAUCCGGAAUGCGCGUCGUUAUUGAGCUUAAACGGGGAUCCGAUCCUGCUGUUGUGCUUAAUAACCUGUAUCGACUUACUCCACUUCAAACUAGUUUCAGUUGCAACAUGGUCGGUAUUCUUAAUGGACAACCUCAACAAACUGGUCUGAUGGAAAUGUUAAAGGCAUUCUUAGAUUUUAGAUGCAAUGUAAUUGAAAGACGUGCCAGGUUUAAAUUAACACAAGCACAAGAAAGAAGUCACAUUGUUGAGGGUAUAAUAGUGGGACUGGGUAAUGUGGACGAAGUAAUUAAAAUAAUCAAGGAAGCUCAAAAUAAUGCCAUGGCAUCAGCAGCCUUGAGAAAAGCAUUCAACUUGUCUGAGAAGCAAACAGAUGCAAUACUAGAUAUAAAUCUGAGAAAGCUUACACGACUUGAGAGAAAUAAGCUUGUCGAUGAAAAGAAAUCCUUGUCAGAGCAAAUAUCUCGAUUAGAGGAGCUCUUGUCCAGUAAAAGACAAGUCCUCCAGCUCAUAGAAAAUGAAGCAGUUGAGCUUAAGAAUAAAUUUUCUAAUCCAAGGAGGUCAGUGUUGGAAGAAACAGAUGCUGGCCAGGUUGAAGAAAUAGAUGUUAUCCCAAAUGAGGAAAUGCUACUGGUAAUCAGUGAGAAGGGUUAUAUGAAACGAAUGAAACCAAAUACUUUCAAUCUUCAGAAUCGAGGAACAAUUGGCAAAUCAAUCGGGAAAUUACGAGUAAAUGAUUCAAUGUCUGAUUUCUUGGUAUGUCGCGCUCAUGAUUACAUCAUGUAUUUCAGUGACAAGGGAAUUGUUUACUCUGCUCGUGCCUAUAAAAUUCCAGAAUGCACCAGGGCUGCUGCAGGCACCCCACUGGUACAGAUCUUAUCCUUAUCAGAUGGAGAGAGAAUAACUUCAGUAAUUCCUGUGACUGAAUUUGCUGAAGAUCACUAUCUUCUUAUGCUUACCAUGCAAGGAUAUGUUAAGAAAGUGUCUUUGAAUUCUUUCUCAUCAAUCAGGUCAUCGGGUAUUAUUGCAAUUCAAUUGGUCCCUGGUGAUGAACUAAAGUGGGUUCGUCGAUGCACAAAUGAUGACCUUGUUGUAACAGCUUCACAAAAGGGAAUGGUUAUUGUUGCUUCUUGUGGCAUUGUACGUGCUCUUGGAAGGAAUACAAGGGGAUCUGUUGCUAUGAGGCUUAAGGAGGGAGAUAAAAUGGCUAGCAUGGAUAUGAUUCCAGCUGCUAUGCGGAAGGAUGUGGAGAGAGUUUCAGAAGGACGAGGAAAAGUGUCGGGAGGUCCAUGGUUGCUAUUCAUAUCAGAGAAUGGCUUUGGCAAGCGUGUUCCUCUCAGCACAUUCCGUUUGUCAUCUUUGAAUAGAGUUGGUUUGAUUGGUUAUAAGUUUUCGACAGAAGAUGACCGAUUGGCAGCUGUAUUUAUUGUUGGGUUUUCUUUGGCGGAUGAUGGUGAGAGUGACGAGGAGGUGGUUCUAUUGAGCCAAAGCGGAACACUCAAUCGAAUAAAGGUUCGAGAUGUGUCUAUACAGUCCCGAUAUGCAAGGGGAGUGAUAUUGAUGCGAUUGGAGCAUGCUGGAAAGAUUCAGUCAGUGUCUUUGAUAUCAGCGGCAGAAAGUGAGGUAGAGGAACUCGAACUCGACGAAGUUGCUUCUGGCUGAGGGAUCCUCCUUUUGAGUUAUCUCCUUUUUUUUUGUAACAUACUAUUGCGAGCAUUAGCCUCCUUUUUUAAUCCUUAUUCUGUUGUAAGGUUAGUUGUACUAGAUAUAGGGACCUAAACGAAUUCAGAUGCUCUUCCCAGUUUAAAUAUCUUUUGGGUGUAUUAUACCCGUUUUUGUUU